CCUCCCUUGCUCUGGCUUCCUCUCCACACACUGCUCAGCUGAUGCCUGCAGUCACGCUUGGAUCCAGACUCAGCACCAUCUGCCGGAUUUGAAAGCCUCUCAAGAAUGAGAUGGAUUCGCCCGAGAAACUGGAUAAGGACAGCUUAGUGGGCAUCAACAAGAACCGGCUUGGUGUGUGUGGCUGGAUUCUGUUUUCCCUUUCCUUGCUGUUGAUGCUCAUUACCUUCCCCAUCUCCAUAUGGAUGUGCUUGAAGAUCAUUAAGGAGUAUGAACGUGCUGUUGUCUUCCGACUGGGACGCAUCCAAGCUGAUAAAGCCAAGGGACCAGGUUUGAUCCUGGUCCUGCCCUGCAUUGAUGUGUUUGUCAAAGUUGAUCUCCGAACAGUUACUUGCAACAUUCCUCCACAAGAGAUCCUCACAAGAGACUCUGUGACCACCCAAGUGGAUGGAGUCGUCUAUUACAGAAUCUACAGCGCUGUCUCAGCAGUGGCCAAUGUAAAUGAUGUUCACCAAGCCACAUUUCUGCUGGCUCAGACCACUCUGAGAAAUGUCUUAGGGACACAGACCUUGUCCCAGAUCUUAUCUGGGAGAGAAGAGAUUGCCCAUAGCAUCCAGACCUUGCUUGACGAUGCCACUGAGCUAUGGGGGAUCCGUGUGGCCAGGGUGGAAAUUAAAGAUGUCCGGAUUCCUGUGCAGCUGCAGAGGUCCAUGGCGGCUGAGGCUGAGGCCACCAGGGAAGCCAGAGCCAGGGUCCUUGCAGCCGAGGGAGAAAUGAAUGCUUCUAAGUCCCUGAAGUCGGCUUCUAUGGUGCUGGCCGAGUCCCCCAUUGCCCUCCAGCUUCGUUACCUACAGACCUUGACUACUGUGGCCACUGAGAAGAAUUCCACCAUUGUGUUUCCCCUGCCUAUGAACAUACUUGAGGGCAUUGGUGGCAUCAGCUAUGACAACAAUAAGAAGGUCAAUGUUAAAGCUUGAGGUCUUCCAAGUCACUGCUUACUGCUUAGAAAGGCCUUUCUGUACCAUGAGAAGUCAGCCAUUAGAAAAGAGAGAGGCAGUUACAGUAACUCCACAACUAGCAGAAUUCCCAGAGGGAAGCAUAGCACCUACACAAACACAAAUGAGCUUUUAUUUUUUUUUAAGGCAUAACCAAUAUUCAAUAUUCUUAUGUAACUAGUAGCUGUCUGUGACAAUCAUCAGGGGCUUUCUCUCAGAAGGAUGGAGGCUAUGGGUGACUUUGACAAAAACUUUAGGUUUAAACUGUGUUGGAGAAGGACCCUGGGUCAUUUGUAAAGGAAAGCAGAGACUGCCUUUUUGGUGUGUAUUUGAUCUACUGCUCCAAGAAAAUUAUUUGCUAUAAUUCCUGUAGAUGUAAGGAAAUCCCUCAAGACUGAAACUUAGGAUCAAUUUGAAUGUAGAAAACAAAGUUCUGCUGCAAUGUAGCAGCAACAACACAGGACAAAGGUACCAGCUGAGGUCCAGCUCUCUAGACAAACUGCAUGUCCUGUUAAGGUGUUGGCCAUUCUCAGCAUCAUGCACAUUUAGUAGGUGCAGAGAAACAGCAAGGCAGAAACAGGGCACUUUGCUUACUAGUGAAAACACCUGUAACCACUGGGGAGGUCGUUCUGUGAAUUAAAUGUUUUCACAAUGCAAG
Molecule: messenger RNA, 1650 nt
Organism: Phodopus roborovskii (desert hamster)
Lineage: Eukaryota; Metazoa; Chordata; Mammalia; Rodentia; Cricetidae
Gene: Stoml3
Product: stomatin like 3
Exons: 7
Coding region: 111-974 (287 amino acids)
Cellular component (GO): plasma membrane
Source: RefSeq, a predicted model, not a curated record